AUGACCGGGAACAUGAGUAUCGCACGAUACGCUCACACAGCAUCCACAUUAGCAAAUGGAUCCGUAUUAGUUGCUGGUGGAUUCAAUGGUAGUAGUUAUCUUAAUAGUGCUGAAUUGUAUAAUACAUCAACAGGCACUUGGAUAAUCACAGGAAGCAUGAGUGUCGCACGAUAUUAUCACACAGCAUCUGUAUUAGCAAAUGGAUCAGUAUUAGUUACUGGUGGAAACGGCAGUAGUGGUUGUCUCAAUAGUGCUGAAUUGUACCAUCCAUCAACAGGCACUUGGACAACUACAGGAAACAUGAGUGUCGCACGAGAAUAUCACACAGCAUCCACAUUAGCAAAUGGAUAUGUAUUAGUUGCUGGUGGAUACAACGGUGCUUAUCUCAAUAGUGCUGAAUUAUACCAUCCAUCAACAGGCACUUGGACAAUUACAGGAAGCAUGAGUACCGCACGAGAAUAUCACACAGCAUCCACAUUAUCAAAUGGAUCAGUAUUAGUUGCUGGUGGAUACAACGGUGCUUAUCUCAAUAGUACUGAAUUGUACAAUCCAUUAACAGGCAUUUGGACAACUACAGGAAACAUGAGUAUCGCACGAAGAUCUUACACAGCAUCCACAUUAGCAAAUGGAUCAGUAUUAGUUGCUGGUGGAUACAGCAAUAGUAGUUAUCUUAAUAGUGCUGAAUUGUACCAUCCAUUAACAGGCACUUGGACAACUAUCGGAAGCAUGAGUACCGCACGAGAAUAUCACACAGCAUUUACAUUAGCAAAUGGAUUAGUAUUAGUUGCUGGUGGACAGGGCAACGGUACUAAUAGUCUGAAUAGUGCUGAAUUGUACAAUCCAUCGACAGGCACUUGGACAACUACAGGAAACAUGAAUGUCGCACGGCGAUUUCACACAGCAUCCACAUUAGCAAAUGGAUCAGUAUUAGUUACUGGUGGAUACGGCAGUAAUGGUUAUCUCAAUAGUGCUGAACUUUACUAA
Adineta steineri is the source of this 984-nucleotide messenger RNA. NCBI's taxonomy places the organism in Eukaryota, Metazoa, Rotifera, Eurotatoria, Adinetida, Adinetidae. The record is from the annotation of a GenBank genome assembly.